AUGGUCAAGUCAUAUUUGAAAUUCGAGCACAGCAAGACCUUUGGCCAGAUCUGUACUGCCACCGCCAAUGUGGUCUGGGACUCGGCUGCUGGCUAUGAAGGCUUGACGACCAGAGGCGGAGCAGGCCGUGCCUAUGUCGGUGCCAACGAGGAGGUUCUAGUGUGGGAUCUCAAAACGUCGGAAAAAAUUGGCUCGUGGAACGUCGAUGACAACAACGCACUCGUUACUGUGAUCUGCAGAAGCGACGUCGACCCAGACGUCUUUGCGGUCGGUUACGAAGAUGGCAAGAUUCGAAUAUGGGAUUCAAGAACGGCGACAGUGAUAAUAACAUUCAACGGACACAAGACCGCGGUUACACAGCUCAAGUUUGACCGUUCUGGAGUCCGUCUGGCAAGCGGCUCGAGAGACACAGACAUUAUCCUGUGGGAUCUGGUCGCGGAAGUCGGCUUAUACCGUUUACGAGGCCACAAAGACCAAAUCACCUCGCUCCAUUUCCUUACAGUGGAUGACGUUCAGCCAUUGCAAAGGGAGCGCCAGGAAGAUCAGAACGACUCGGACAAAUUCCUUCUCUCUACCAGCAAAGAUGCACUGGUCAAAGUGUGGGACCUUUCCACUCAGCAUUGCAUAGAAACACAUGUGACGCAGACUAAUGGCGAAUGCUGGGCAUUGGCUCUGACCAAAGAUGGCAGCGGCUGUAUUACUGCUGGCAACGACGGGGAGCUCAAAGUGUGGUCGAUCAACGAGUCUGUGAUAAAAGACAAGCUGGGAUCAGGCGGCCAAGAACAAAAUAACAUUCUACAGGAGCAGGGAACGUUGUAUCGACAGGGGCGAGAUCGACCGCUAGCUAUUCACUUUCACCCAAGACGAAAUUUAGUCGCGGUACACGGAUCCGACAAAUCAAUCGAGUUACUACGAAUCCGCUCAGAGAACGAAGUUCGGAGGGCUCUGACCAGGAAACGCAAGAGAAGGAAAGAUAAGGAGGAGUCCAAUGCUGACGCAAAUCCCGGCGUGGAUGCGGCCGACGAGGCGCACGACCCCAACGACAUAUCUACCGCCACCGUCGCCGACAUAUUCGUCCCAUACGUGAUUCUUCGAACAGGAGGCAAAGUUCGGUCGAUAGCCUGGGCGGGCGAAAAGGCUGGAAAGUCCAUCCACAUCUUGGUAGCUACCUCAAACAACCAACUGGAACUAUUCGAUAUCGCCGCAUCAGACAAGACGAAGACCGCCGAACCUCCAGAGUAUAGUCGGACCUUGUCGGUCGACAUGCCUGGGCAUCGUACAGAUAUUCGGUGUGUUGCACUGAGCUCGGACGACAGAAUGCUCGCAACAGCGUCUCAGGGCAGUUUGAAGAUAUGGAACACCAAAACUCAAAGCUGUCUGCGGACUCUUGAGUGCGGCUAUGCUCUCUGCAUCUCCUUUCUGCCUGGCGACAAGAUCGUCGUGGUAGGGACGCGGGAGGGUACACUCGAAGUGUUCGACAUUGCAGCAUCGACCCUGCUUGACACCAUCAAUGCUCACGACCGAGAUAUUUGGGCGCUGCAGGUCAGCCCGGAUGGAAAGACUCUGGUUACAGGAUCGGCCGACAAAUCCGCCAAAUUCUGGCAGUUCAAAGUUGUCCAGGAGGAAGUGCUGGGGACGAACCGGAAGAAUGCAAAGCUGACCCUCGUUCAUUCACGGACAUUGAAGGUUGCCGAUGACAUUUUGAGCGUCCGGUUCUCGCCUGAUGAGAGACUACUCGCCGUCAGUACCUUGGAUAGUACCGUGAAGGUCUUCUUCGUGGACACUCUCAAAUUGUUCCUGACACUUUACGGACACAAGCUACCGGUCCUCAGCAUGGACAUCAGUUACGACAGUAAGCUGAUCGUCACGUCGAGCGCCGACAAGAAUGUUCGGGUUUGGGGCCUGGACUUUGGGGACUGUCACAAGGCAUUCUUUGCGCAUCAGGACAGCAUCCUUUCCGUCUUGUUUGUGCCCAACAACAACGACGGCAACGGUCACCACUUCUUUUCGGCGUCCAAGGACAGAGUCAUCAAAUACUAUGACGCCGACAAGUUCGAGCAGAUCCAAAAGCUGGAAGGCCACCACGGAGAGAUUUGGGCUCUGGCAAUUGCGCAUUCGGGGGACUUCUUGAUCAGUGCUAGCCAUGACAAGAGUACCAGGAUAUGGCAGCAGACAGACGAGCAGAUUUUCCUCGAAGAAGAGCGAGAAAAGGAGCUUGAAGAGCUGUAUGAAAACACUCUCCUCACAUCGCUGGAACACGGCGAUGAGCAAGUCAAUGGAAAUGGUGAAGGCAUCGAGGCGACAGCUGCGGGCAAGCAGACUGCGCAGACGCUCAUGGCGGGUGAGAAGAUCGCGGAAGCACUCGAGCUGGGCCUGGAAGACCUCAUCGUAAUGCGGCAGUACGAGCAGGCGAAGCGUACCAACCCGAAGGUUGCAAUGCCACAGCGAGACGCGGUGUUCCUCGCCAACAACAAUGUCUCUGCAUCAGUCUACGUCUUGGGUGUCUUCCAAAAGGUCCCUUCCGCAUCACUCCAGGAUGCCCUCCUCGUCUUAUCGUUCUCCCAACUGCCAGCAUUGUUCACUUUUCUUGCUCUUUGGGCGGUAGAGGGACGAAACAUCCCUCUCACUUGCCGGAUCUUGUUUUUCAUGCUCAAAAUCCACCAGAAGCAGAUUGUCAGUAGCCGGACAAUGAGGGUGAGUUUGGAGGACCUCCGGGACAAGCUGCGGCACACUCUGGAGCAUCAGAAGCACGAUAUCGGGUUCAACCUGGCCGGGCUCAGGAUCCUCGGACGGCGGGCGGGGGAGUCAGGGGAAAGCGACUUUGUUGAUGAUUCGAAGUGGCAGGACAAUCGACAGCUGGACAGUACUCGGGGGAUGAAGAGAGGAUUUGUCAAUGUGGCGUAG
Messenger RNA from Capronia epimyces CBS 606.96, 2904 nucleotides. RefSeq lists its product as uncharacterized. Gene Ontology annotation, cellular component: small-subunit processome; Pwp2p-containing subcomplex of 90S preribosome. Bases 1 to 2904 code for a protein of 967 amino acids. Gene Ontology annotation, molecular function: snoRNA binding; protein binding. Lineage: Eukaryota; Fungi; Ascomycota; Eurotiomycetes; Chaetothyriales; Herpotrichiellaceae. The record is from RefSeq and is a predicted model, not a curated record. Gene Ontology annotation, biological process: maturation of SSU-rRNA. The transcript has 2 exons.